AUGUGGAUUUUUCACGGUGCCAACAGUUCAGUGCGUCUUUCCUCCACUUGGACCCAGUGGUGCUUGUGUUACGCUGCGGUGUUGAGUUUGUUGAGUUCGCCCGUCAGGACGGAUGACGCGUGUCCAUACUCCUGCGUCUGUGCCAGAGACUCGGGGACGGUGACCUGCCGGGACGGGGAGGACACGGAGGUACCGGGGGAAAUACCGGAGUGGACGUCCACCCUGAUCCUCCGGGGGAGGAACAUCUCAACUCUUCAGCGCGGUGCGUUCAUGAGCAACGGAUCGGAGUUGGACAUGACGAUUCUCUCGCUGUCCUAUAACGGGAUACAGACGAUUGAGCCUUACGCCUUCCUGGGGCUCCCCCGGUUGCAUUUGCUGGAUCUGAGCCACAACCAGCUGGAGCUGAUCUCAUCCAGAUCUUUCCAUGGAUUACCUGAUCUGCGCUCGCUUUACCUCAAUAACUCUGUUUUACCUUCAGCCGCAGCGCAGCUCUCUGAGGCACUCAACACACAAACUUUGCAAAACCUGCACAGACUGGAGCUGGCGGGGAACAGACUGAGGUCUAUACCUAUGCUGAGGUUGGACAUCUACAACCUGCACGCCUUGGUGCUGGUGAACAACUCCAUAGAGAGCAUCGGCUGGGAAAACGUGACUAACCUGUACCAGCAAACGCGCCUACGUGUCUACUUGGCGUUGAACCCGUUCAGGUGCAACUGUGGACUGGAGGCGUUUUACUACUGGCUGAAGAAUUCGUCCCAGUGUGCGGAUUCAGGGCAUCUCCUGUGCAGCGAGCCGGAGGCCAAGAGGGGGGUCCCCGUGGAGAUGCUCCGGGGAAACGAUGUGGAUUGUAUGAACGAGAACCUUGAGGCAGUCUCCUACGUGUUCCUCGGUUUAGUGCUGGCUCUGAUUGGGGUGGUGUUUCUCAUGGUGCUCUAUCUCAACCGUGGCGGCAUCAAACGGUGGCUCAACAACAUCAGAGAUGCGUGCAGGGACCAGAUGGAGGUCUACCAUUACCGCUAUGAGCAGGACUCAGACCCCAGACUGGCCAACGUGGCUGUUUAACCCAAUGAACCCAAUGGAAAAUGAGUGAGGAGACGAGGAGUGUUUCAGGAGGGAUGUCCAGCUGGGAAAAGUACUUCAUACACAAAAGACUGAGGUCAUUCCCUGGCUGAGUCCUGUCACAAGCAAAAAUCUUUCGUUUUUAAAACCAUUUUCAUCAUUCUCAGCAACUGGAACAUAAACUGUUAGUGGUGUCCCACUCACUGUGGGAUAUUCACAGAGCCAAAGACAGUGAAAUGACUAUGAAGCUUUUUUCAGAUAUGAACUUCGCAGAAUCGGGUCUUUGGGAGUUUGUCUUUCACAAAUGAACAACGCAGCAGGAGAUUCUCCACUCACUUCACAUGUUUUUUUUACAGCAAACUGACACAGGCAUUGGUUCUCAUCACCUGAAGCUCUCUUCACAUCUUCGUCGGAGUCAUCUACAUGUAUGGCGAUACUUUUCAUCAUGGGGGUAUUUGGAUUCUUUUUGUUUUUUUCAUUUCUGCGUCUGUCGCGUGUCGUGUCAUCAACAUGCCCUCUUGCUCUCGGCGAAUCCCUGUGUUCUCACAUGGGCUCAUCUGGACAUUCUCUGGAGUUCUUACUGGGGGGCUGACUGGAGACACUCCAGACAAAGUCCAGAUCAUCUCACUUGGACAUUUUCCUUCUCACAUAGAGCCCCUCCAGAAAAGUAAGAUUCUGCGGAGUUCACUGAAUAUCUGACAGCAGCUUUGAGACCAUGAAGUGUUCAACUUGCACAUCUUCCGAGCAGUAGCCUAUUGUACAUAUGGUAAAUUAGCGUCCUCUCAAGAGAGCUACGCUUUUCACACAUCACGUUAACUCUAGCAGUCUACAGCAGCUAUCAGACUAACUAAGGCCUAUUUAUCUUAUUUAUCAAGGGACAGCUAUACAGUUAUGGUACAUUGUUUUCUGAUGCUGGAAUGAAACGAUGAAUCAGUGCAGCCCUUAUAAACUGUGUAAUGAGUCUCCACUCAAGACGCCCUGCAGGGAGAACGAGGUAUUUCAGCGGAUGAUCGACUGGUGGAGCGAGGCUGACAUGUUUCGUCCGAGUACCAUGUUCGUGCAAGCAGGUGACGCCGGAGCAUGCUGUCAUGUUUCAUCAUCAACCCCAUGGGAUAGGUUACCAACCCUGUCUUCGUGAGCAGUGGUCGAUCUCUGGAAAUAACACACGUGUGUGUAUCAUUUGACACAAGGUCAGUUUACCAGUGAAGGGGAUAAAGAGGAAGAGACAAAGUCUAACCAUGCAUGUGAUUGUUGUAGACAUAGGAAACCAAC
This is a messenger RNA of Platichthys flesus (European flounder), 2331 nucleotides long. It is a transcript of the gene tpbgl, whose product is annotated as Wnt-activated inhibitory factor 2. The record is from RefSeq and is a predicted model, not a curated record. Gene Ontology annotation, molecular function: protein binding. Bases 1 to 1062 code for a protein of 353 amino acids. The transcript has a single exon. Gene Ontology annotation, cellular component: plasma membrane. Gene Ontology annotation, biological process: negative regulation of canonical Wnt signaling pathway. NCBI's taxonomy places the organism in Eukaryota, Metazoa, Chordata, Actinopteri, Pleuronectiformes, Pleuronectidae.